Messenger RNA from Vollenhovia emeryi, 1149 nucleotides. RefSeq names its product skin secretory protein xP2-like. The record is from RefSeq and is a predicted model, not a curated record. NCBI's taxonomy places the organism in Eukaryota, Metazoa, Arthropoda, Insecta, Hymenoptera, Formicidae. The coding region runs from base 1 to 1149 and encodes 382 amino acids. The transcript has 2 exons.
AUGACGGAGCGGCGGAAGAUGCGCGAGAUAGCCGAGCUCCUGGAGGAGGCCGCGGAGCAGAACCCCAGCUUCUGGAGGGAGCUGCGCGAGGAGAUAGGGCGCGUCCGGAUGAACCGCGACGGGCCCCCGGCGCGGGCCGACCCCGCGCCGGCCGAGCCGGCCGUGCAAGCGGACGCGCCGGCGGGGGAGUCGCGCCCGGCCCAGGAUGCCGAGCCGGCCGCCGUACGGGCGGACGCGCCGGCGGAGGAGCCGCGACCCGUCCGGGAUGCCGAGCCGGCCGCUGCGCCCGACCAGCCGCGGGAGGACAGGGGCCACGUCGAGGCGAGGGCGCACAGCCCUGAAUGGGCCCGCCGCCCCUACCAGGGGUGCUGGAAUUGCGAGGCGCGCGGGCACUAUUACAAUUUUCCGGCGCGAGUCGCCGAAGAAGGAGCCUCCGAGCGCCAGUCGCCCAAGGACAUCCCACGAGAGCGCAAGACGCCCAACGCAAGAAGCGCCAGCCGCUCCACCAGGCGUCAACCGCCUUCCUCCGAGCGCCAGUCGCUCCUACGGACGCCAGUCGCCCUCCGGGAAGCGCCAGCCGCUUCACCAGGCGUCAACCGCCUUCUUCCGAGCGCCAGUCGCUCCACCAGGCAUCGACCGCUUUCCUCCGAGCGCCAGUCGCUCCUACGGUCGUCAGUCACCCUCCGGGAAGCGCCAGUCGCUUCACCAGGCGUCAACCGCCUUCCUCCUGAGCGCCAGCCGCUCCUUCAGGCGCCAGUCGCCGUCCGGGAAGCGUCAACCGCUUCACCAGAGCGCCAGCAGCUUUUUCCAGCGCCAGCCGCUGCACCGGGCGCUAGUCGUCUCCUUCAGGCGCUUGACAGGACGCAGCCGCUGCCCGUACACCUCCAGACCAAGCGUCCCAAGGCGGAUGCACCCACGGACUGUCGGCCAGGCACACCGGAACCGGACCCGCAGCGAGAUCAACCGGAACGACCCAGGACACCGAGGGUGUGCUUAGUCGUGAGCGACGACUCCGACCACGGGAGCACACCUCGUCGAGCGUACCUCGCCGACGCAGUAACGCAGACAAAACGGAAGACUUUUCGGGACGCGGCAACUCAAACAAAGUUCAAGGGUGGUCGACACCCAGCGUGUAAGAACCACAAAUAA